Procambarus clarkii (red swamp crayfish) is the source of this 675-nucleotide messenger RNA. Its product is annotated as sarcoplasmic reticulum histidine-rich calcium-binding protein-like. Lineage: Eukaryota; Metazoa; Arthropoda; Malacostraca; Decapoda; Cambaridae. The record is from RefSeq and is a predicted model, not a curated record.
AUGACGACCAGGGCCACGACGACGACCAGGGGCGACGACCAGGGCCACGACGACGACCAGGGCCACGACGACGACCAGGGCCACGACCAGGGCCACGACGACGACCAGGGCCACGACGACGACCAGGGCCACGACGACGACCAGGGCCACGACGACGACCAGGGCCUCGACGACGACCAGGGCCACGACUACGACCAGGGCCACGACGACGACCAGGGCCACGACUACGACCAGGGCCACGACGACGACCAGGGCGACAACGACGACCAGGGUGACGAUGACGACCAGGACCACGACGACGACCAUGGCCACGAUGACGACCAGGGCCACGACGACGACCAGGGCCACGACGACGACCAGGGCGACGACUAUACGACCAGGGCCAGGCGACAACUAUACGACCAGGGCCACGACGACGACCAGGGCGACAACGACGACCAGGGUGACGAUGACGACCAGGACCACGACGACGACCAGGGCCACGACGACGACCAGGGCGACAACGACGACCAGGGCCACGACGACGACCAGGGCGACAACGACGACCAGGGUGACGAUGACGACCAGGACCACGACGACGACCAUGGCCACGAUGACGACCAGGGCCACGACGACGACCAGGGCCACGACGACGACCAGGGCCACGACGACGACCAAGACGACAACGACGACUAG